Messenger RNA from Rhopilema esculentum, 5923 nucleotides. The record is from RefSeq and is a predicted model, not a curated record. Lineage: Eukaryota; Metazoa; Cnidaria; Scyphozoa; Rhizostomeae; Rhizostomatidae.
AUCUCAUUCUGGGACCACAGAUUUGUCUUGUGACUUAGCAAUGGCGGAUGGAAACGAUGCAAAGAAACAUUGCAAAUAUGGUUCGAUGAAAAGGCUGUUUACCUGAACGAUGGAUGCGACAAGAAUAUUAACAAUAACAAGAAAUAUUGAGAACCUGAGCGUACCGGUUAAAUCAUCGACAGGCUUAAAGUAUACUGCCGUGGCACUUGCAAAAACUUUGGUUUGUCUUGGUACAAAUACUGGAAGCACAUACAUAUUUGAAAAUGAAACACUGAAACUGAUUAAAUUCAUCGCAAGCAAGGGAGGAAGCAUUCAAAUUCUCAAAUUUUCAAAAGAUGAAAAACUUUUAGCCAUUGUUGACAGCAUUGGCAUUGUCACCUGCCUAGAAGUAAAUGAGGAGAAAUGUGAAAUUUCUGUUGUCAAGGAAAUUGAGGAUCACAAAGGAGCAAAAAUCACAUGCCUGUGCUGGGAUGAUGACAGUGCAAGAUUGUUUGUUGGUGAUGAAAGAGGAAUAGUUACAGCUUUUAUUGUUGCUGCAUUCAAAAUGCCAGCAGGGAAAUUCUUGUCAAAGAGUUCCAUUGAGGUUGUUGUUAAAGGAGAGUCUCCAAUAGUUCAAUUGGAUUAUUCAAAGCUGAAACUUUUGGUUUCAACAACAAACAGAACGCUCCUUUGCCUCACUGACAAAUCAAAAUAUCAACAAAUUGGGUCAAAACCAAGAGAUGGAAAGUUUGGAUCGUGCUUUCUACAAUAUGUGAACGGAGAAUUUCCUGUAAUUUACGCAGCCCGGCCUGGAUCAAGGUUGUGGGAGGUUGACUUUCAUGGACAAGUUCUAGCAACACAUCAGUUCAAAUAUCUUCUUGCCGUGCCACCGAAGAAGAUUCAUGGUUUACGAGAAAACAAAGAUUUUAUUAGCGAAGAGAAUUGGGACAAACCACAGGCUGUUCCUUUCCCGAAACUUAUACCAAUUUGCAAUCGAUACGUGGUGACAUGGUCUCAUCUUGGCUUGUAUAUCUUGGACCCCAGCCUUGGAAAAAUUGCUGGAUGGUAUGACGAAAUCAAAAUUAAAGACAUUUCUUGCAACCAAGAAAAUAUUUACAUUAUUUGUAAUGAUGGUCAAGUGUUUGAAGUUGCAUACUUAUCCGUGAAAGAUUGUCUCAAAAACCUCAUCGAUAUUAGCGAACACACACAAGCAGCUAAGGUGGCUUUACACUCUCGGGAUGAAAUAUUAAAGAACGUUGAAAGUUUCUUAAGCAUUGACUUUGAAGCCGUUCAAGAAAAGAUUCAGGAGUCAGACGAGUCUGCAGCCAAGGAGGAGCUGCACAAUGCUUUAGAAGACUUUAUACGGCAACUACAUGCAAGACAUUUCGAAGUGCGAGCCGAGAUUCAAGAGCGAUUAAACCGAAUACCCAUUGUCGAUGAAUCGUGGACACCUUGUGAUUCUGGUGUCGAGGACAACGAUGACGUAAAAUCGAACCAGAGUGAGGUUAUCAGCGAGACGAGCAGCAGAUUGAGUUUCACGCGUCUGCCUCAUGUUGAUGUGGACAGGGUUUUGAGGAAGGCGACCCGCGCGGUGGUGAACAAAGUACUUUCAUCAGGGUUUAUGAAAAAAGCCUUAAAUGAAGUACUAGACGAAGAUUUGCCACGUUCUUUGAGGACACGGAAUAAAACAAGUAAUUUGGUAACGAGGCAGUCUCCUGUGCAGGUGGAUGGAAACAAAAGCUUUUUAGAGGAGGAAAGUCCGCAGAGCACAAGUGAAGGAUUACAUCAAACAGAAGCAGAUACAGAAGGGAAAACAGAAGAAGCAAUUAUAGACAUGGGAAACACAGAGAUGAAAAUGUUUCAGGCUGCCAUGGACGAUGAGAAUUCGCCAAUUACUCAAGAUAAAAGACCAAAUGGAUCAAACAACAGAAGAAGAAGAAAGGCGAAAAUAGUAACUGUUGAUUUUGCAUCACCGGAAAAAGAUGACAUUUUCAAAAUAGCAACGUAUGAAACUGUGAAUAAAUCACAUGCCCGCCGGUUGCUGUCCUCUGAUUCUGCAAAUUCUUACUCACCUCUUGCAGACAUAAAACGACUAUCUUCUGCACCGCAUGAUGUGAGAAGUUUAGAUUUUGAUGUUGAGUCAGCAGCGAAAAGCACCCAGAUUCCGGCGCAGGAGUCAACUGAAAUGGCUGAACCGCACCCCUUUUCCCGCGAGAAUAUAAUGGAAAAAGCAAAGAAGCUUGUUCGCAAAGUUAUGCAACCUGGAGUCCCAGUUCCGUUUGAUGUGAAAACUGAAAACAACAAAGCAUCAGAUGAAACACUGGUGGCAGGCCGUGAUCAUCUCAACUGCUUGUUGGUUUCAGAGGAUGCAAUGAAAAUCAUACCAAAGUUUGUUGAUGUCACUGCUGUGUGCCGGAACAAAUUACGGGAUUCGCGUGUCUUGUUCAACUCAAAAACUGUCAAGAAAAUCCUUCAAGACUGGGCUGAAAAACUAAAUGACACCGUGAAGGAGUUUUCUUACGCAAUGGCUGAAAAUAUAAAAAAGAAGAACACAAAACAUAUUCUGACGAAAUCAGACACUGAGUUUCUCCUUAUGCGGACACGUGAAGAAUUCUUCCAGAAUUUAGGUGCUGCGUUUAGUGAAGUUUCUAAUUUAGCUGUUCUUUGUUAUGAGGCAGGAAUUUUCCCUACCUCUUGUUCAGAUCUUGAAACCCUGGAAGCGAGUUUAAUCGAAAAUGAGACUACUUUUGAGGAAAUCAGGAAAAAGGUGAACGAGAUUCUAAACCAGGAUGAUAGUAAAAUACAACGACCCGAUGUUGACAAGGAAUUAAAGAAGGAUAAAGAGUCGGAUAAAGUUACUUUAUUGUCACUUGCAAAAAGCAGUGAUGAGAAACAGUUGGAUAAACUGUUUUUUAUAAGCGACGAGGAAGUUAAAAAUUAUUUGGGAGAUGACGAUAAUUCAAAUCUCUUGCAAGAAAAUUCAGAUGAUACAAGUCAAAUGUUUGAUAAACAGUUUGGUGGUCCGUUAUUAGAAGAUUUCGACCAAGAUGCUUUGACGGAAGCUUCGCAUGACUCGAUAUAUGAUAACAGUCAAGGACAAGUUUUGUCAGUCGAGGCGCUCGAAAAUCCUUUUGAAACUAGAAAUAAAUUUGACACGGGCCAUUUGCACGAUGCACCAUCAGUCGUUGAAAAGAACCGGAAUAGUGGGACUGUUCAACAGGAUGAGCCAAGUCAUUUAGAACCAGGGUCUCCUGACGGCGACCGCCAGUUCUCAGAAGGAGCCAAAAAUACACAAGAAAAAUCGAUCAAGCCGAAAUUAAGCGAUGACGCUUUUGAAACACAGCAAAAUUCAAAAGGCAAUAAGGCUCACGUUUGCUUUGAAUCAAAUGAACCCCAUUCCGGUUUGUCGUCGUCGUCAAAGAAUCAAAUUAUACACAAUCAAGAGACGGAGCUAGCAAAAUCAAUUCCGCGGACAUCAAGUUUCAGGGACUACGUUGAAAUAGCUGUUCCGAGAAAAAUCCAUUUUUUCGAUGAAGAAUUAGAAUGGAUUUUAUGCACCUCUGAAAAUCCAUCAACGUGUGAAAGUUGUCGCGAAGAUUUUUGUCGUGCGUGUUUUGUGCUACGGUAUUCUCCUUUGUUGGACUUGACUAAAAUCCGGACUGUUUUAAACUGGAAACAAGGAUGUAGAUGGAGAACCUGGAUUGCAUAUCUAAUUCAUCUUGAAGAUACGGUUCCUCCGCAAGAAUUGAAAUCUGCCAUUGCUGAUGAAGAUUUCGGAAAAACUGCUCGAAUGAUGCAUGAUUCUACAAGUAUUGAACAGUUUCUUUCUUGCGUCAGGGGAUUGCUACCAUCAUCUGCUGGCCUCGUUUUUGAUAUAUGUACCGAAAAGCACAUUAAUCCAUGGGAGGUUUGCUUGAUAUACAUGAUGAAUCCAAACGACGUUGGAGUCUCAAAAGACUUUCUUGGUUAUGUAAGCACCAUCAAAAGGAUGAGGCCCUCUUCGAAUGCUUUGGAUGACACCACUGUUGCGAUGACGCUACUUUACUGCGCUCUUAAAGAAACCAGUGCAAAAAGCAACAUCAAAAUGCGUUACUGUGGCUGCGGAGUCGCGCGGGAAGGUUCUCAUUGGUUACCCUGGAAGGAGAAAGGCUUUAUUGAUAACGUCUUAAUGAAUGCUGUGAAUUCAAAUGAUUGUGGAAUAGUUUGUCGGAUGUUCGAGCUAUGUCGAAAAUAUGGGUACUGGGUUGGUUGCAUCAAAGUGCUACGUCAUCUUGGACAACACAAGCAAGUGUUUGAAGUCAUGAGCCAGCUGGGAGACUUUCGGCUUUUGGACGAUUACGUCAAAGCCGAGACAUUCAGCAUACAAGAUGAUGACCUUAAACACCUUUGCAAUUUGAAGUACCACAUAAGAGACGGUCCACACAAAUGCAGACCAGCUGUUCCGGAUUUUACACGAACCAUAACUGAUGAAUCACUUGCAAGGCUUCUUGUAAGGGAACUGGGCCCUAAAGAAGCACUAAAGAUGUUGAAAUAUUUUAAAGAAGAAUUUGUUCCUUCAAGUCAAUUUUAUUACGCAUGUUUGCAGAUAUCCGAAAAAGAGCUUGAGCAAAGGCAACUUAUAUUGAAAAUGAUGGAAAGCCUGAAUAGCCUUUCUUUCAACGAAAACAAAUCGAUGCUUCAAACACAGAUUGAGGAAUUGAAGAACAGAGAACUUAGUGGUGAUUUGCCCAGUGAUGAGGCAUUGGUUAUGGAAGAUUCGUAUUCGACGGAUUUGCAAAGCUCUAACCAUUGGGGAGUCAGCCUAAAUAUCUCGAGUUCGCAUUGCCCAAGCUGUACCCUACCACUGUGUAUUCAUGGAGCAUCUACUAAUGCUGGUUUGGUUGUUUUCGACUGUGGCCACACGUUCCACAAGCAAUGUAUUCCUGAAGAAUCUUGCAUCAUAUGUUACUAUAAACUUGACAAGUUUAUCCAAUAGUUAUUAUUUUAUUUCAGUCUAAUAAUUUUUCUUCUUGACUUUAGUUAAGGCAUAAUUUUAAAUUCAAAUGUAAUAUAUACAAGUUCUCACAAAGAAGACACAACAUGACAUUCAAACAGAAGAUGUGUGGAUCAUUUAUGCUAUGAUUUUGCGGAAAGAUUUCCUUAAAGAAUUGCCUGUCGGCAAAAAGCGACGCUUGCAUUUUAAAAUAACAGUUGUUUAUAUUACAACGACGUUUCGUCUCUAAUUUUUUUACUUUAAAUGCUUUCAGCAAUCGUGUUACAUGCUGAGGCGGGUCACUUUGAACUCGUCAAUCCUCUACGAUUCGUUUAAGUGAAAAUCUCAAAUUACACAUAAUGAUUCGAUCAGGUUAAACUGACCUGCCUCACCAUAGAAUAGCAUGACAUCGCCCGACGGAGGAGCAUGCCAGUUACAUCUGUUAAGCGUUCUGUCUGCUGACAGCGCAUAUUUUUUGCUACCGCUGACCAUUAUGCGUACAACUAUAAAGCAGAUCCUACAGAUAUUUGCCUGUCGUAUCUUUAAUCAUUGUUUUUGUAAGCAAGAUUCGUUAACUGAAUUUCAAAUUUUUGAUAAUUUUGCCAUUUUUCAUGUUAAAAGUCAGUUGUUUUGAUUAUCAAAAAUACUUUUGUUGUAAAAAGAAAUUUACUGUUGAAUUAAUAUUUGUAAUGAUGCAUUUUAGAAUUAGCUUGAGUUCCAAGAAUGACAUAGAUUUAAUUUUAACGUUCUGAUGUUUCAAUAGCAUGUCACUGCUUCAUGCUUCAUGCUAUGAACGGUCUAUGUGAAUCGAGUAUUUCAGUAAAAAAGAAAUAAGUUCAUCACUAUUUUUAUAGAGAUAAUUAUAACCAACACUGCUGCGUUUGUAUAUUUCAGAAAUUCUGAAAUCUCUCAGUGUCCAUUGAUAUUCAGUUGUUAAUCACCGCAUAAUUUUUUUUGCAGAAAUAUAUUUUA